Molecule: messenger RNA, 2751 nt
Organism: Aspergillus mulundensis
Lineage: Eukaryota; Fungi; Ascomycota; Eurotiomycetes; Eurotiales; Aspergillaceae
Exons: 2
Coding region: 1-2751 (916 amino acids)
Source: RefSeq, a predicted model, not a curated record
AUGGAUCCCUUAAGCGCCCUCUCCGUCGCCGCGGCCGUGGUCGCCUUUGUCGACUUUGGUGGGAAACUGGCCAACACGUACUUUGAAGUCCGGGCGUCGAUUAAAGGACAGCCAGCUGAAAUACUAAACCUUGACGCUUCCGCUGCUGAUCUGUCGUCUGUCGCUUCGACCGCUCGGGAAAACGUCAAGAGCUUGAGCCUCAGCUAUCCCCGGCAUGCAGAAUCCCUCUCUCGUUUGACGACUGAGGUAACUCAGAUUGAAACGAAAAUAAAACAUGCUAUGGAUAAAUUGACUGUGAGUCCAAAGAGCUAUUUUACCAAGCGAGGAUCAACAGUUGCUGUGGCGGUCCGAACUGUCUGGUCGGCAUCGGAGUUGGAGCAGUGGAACAAACAGCUGGAAAGGAUUCGUGAUCAGGUUAUGAUGAACGUUCUGAUGUGUGUAUGGGAGGAAACACGAAACACCGACAGUAAGACUGAACAAGUCCUUCAAGCUGUCGAGCGUAUCAAGAAGGCAAUGGAGACAUUGACAGACGAAGGUGGAGGAACGGCAGCUGGCCUCCUAUCCCCGUCAUCCUCAAAGCCGAAUCCACAAAAGGUAUAUCAGGCUCUCUGGGAAUCGACUGCCUGGGUUGACAUUCCGUCAAACUUGCCAUCGCCUCGUGUUCUGAACCCCCCUUUGCAUACCAUGUCAGAUCUUGGAGGGGCUGCAGAGGAGCGAGAGCCGGAUUUCACAAAGAGAAUCCUUCGCAGUCUCUAUUCUAAGGAGAUGGAUGACCGUACCCACCAAAUUCGGCCGGCCUAUCCAAACACCUUCUUGUGGCUUUUUGAAGAGCGGAACCAUGGCGAUGAAACCAACCCGCUUGAGCUCAGCUUCCGGACAUGGCUCGCAUCACAGGACGAGACAACGUUUUGGAUAACAGGAGUUCCAGCAUCUGGCAAAAGUACCCUGAUGAGGUUUAUUUCGGAACACCCGCAGACCGGGGAUAUAUUGAGGCAAUGGGCCGGUGAGGACGAGCUUCAUAUAGCAAGCUUUUACUUUUGGAAUCCCGGCUCGACGGUCCAGAAAUCGCGCGUCGGCCUUCUCCAAUCAUUGCUCUAUACGCUGGUGAAGGAUCGGCCAGACCUGGCAGAAAUUGUUGCAGCAAGGCGUCGGCUUUUCUUUGAUCUUUCCGAACAAGCCGCAGAGCUGCCCGAGUGGGAAUGGACAGAACUAUGUGCGUGCUUCAUCAGGCUUGCUUCCAGAUUCAAGGUCACGGGUGCUCGGCUUGCCCUCUUUAUUGACGGUCUGGACGAAUAUGAGGACUUCGUUGAAGACCACCCAAAGUCCAUUAGUAUGACCAAUGAAUUGGUCCAGUUUCUCAACACCCUGCAGAGUGAAUAUGGGGUCAAGCUCUGCGUGUCGAGUCGACCAUUGAACUACUUCCGGGACAAGUUCAAGGACUGCCCUACACUAGCCAUGCAGCAACUGACAGAACCAGACAUUGAUCUCUAUGUUGAAGGUCGCCUCCAAGAAAGCGAGGCCUUCAAGGAAAUCCGAGAUUUGCAGCCGGAGGGAGUUAAUCAGCUGAUUCAAGACCUCAAAGCAAAAGCACAAGGUGUUUUUCUCUGGGUUGCUCUUGUGGUUGAGCAGCUUCUUCUCACCAGCAUGGACAACCCAAAGAUGGAAGCGUUGCAAAAGACGCUGAAUGACCUGCCAGCAGACCUCAACAAACUAUACGACACUAUCCAGAGGCAGAUAGGGCCGGAAAAGGCAGAGGAGGCUUCGAAACUGUACCAGCUCCUGAUGGAGUGGAAGAGGCUCUACAAUAGACCGAUAUCGGCAACUCUUCUCUGGCUUGCAAAUACGAAUCCUAUAAAUCAGCCUGAAUAUCCGGACGAUGAUGCGGAGUGGCGCAUUAUCAAACUUACUAAGAGGCUUCUUGAGGGCCAUACACGGGGCAUGCUGCAAGUGUCUAUCAUUGGGACAUACAGCACAACGGUUGACUUCCUCCAUAGAACCGCAUAUGACUGGAUUCGAGAACCGCAGAAUUGGAAUGAAAUAGUCCGCAAAGGCCCAGCAGAGUAUUGCCCCACUGUAUCGCUCCUUGCAGUUGUUGUAUGCUCUGCCAGAUCUGCCAGUGACUCAGUCGUCCGUACCAGUAAUCUUGGCGAGAAUUAUGGAAAGCAAAUCUUUCAACACGCAGGGGAGGUUCCUGACACCUCCAGAACCCGAACCCAGCUUGUUUCCAUCCUCGAUAGCCUUGAUCCGGGACCUUUCCGCGGAAGAAAAACCCCAAAAUACCAUGGUACAGCUGUACAGAACUCCAUGAUGUGGGCAGCAGCAUAUGGAUGCCAUUCCUUCCUCGAAGCCAAACUCGGGCCCCCGACGCCUGGUCGCCACCGCUUCCAACUUUUCAGUCGAUGGGCUCAGCCACUUGAAAACCGCCUCCUCCAGGUAGCUUUAUUCGGCGACGAGAUUAAAAUGGAUGCGUGGGAAGCAACCAAACGACUCCGGACCAUGAAAGUUUUGCUCGAGCGAGGUGCCCGGAUAAGUUCAUCUAUGAUCAAAGCGCUCAAGAUAUUGAAAGAAGAGACUUACUCGAGACAAAAGGAGGUGUAUGCGUGUCUUCUACUGAGUUUAGCAAGGCGUCGCGACAUACUCUCUGUUUUUGACGCAGAGGUGCAAGCUGCAUUCCCGGAUCAAGCCGUACAGGAAGCUCGCCGGACACGGUUUCUAAGAGACCAAUUACAGUGGUUCAAUCCAGUCGGUUAA